AAUUGAAAGAAUCGAGUUGUUUUUAAAUGUAAGGUUAAAAAUAUAUUUUACAGUUGUCAUAUUCCAAAUCAUUAGUGAAAUAAAUGUUGAUUCAAAAGUGGAAACAAGCCAAAUUAAACAGCAUUGAAAAAUUUAAAUACUUUAGGAAUUGGAAAUUAAAUCUUAAAAUUUGAAUACACGUUUAGGACUAGCUACGGUACUGUCUAAUUUUUUUGUACGCAGACUCCGAUUGAUAAUCAAAAUUUACAAGAAUCCAAAUCAAAUAUAACUACUUAACCCAAGCAGAUCAGUAGAUAAAUCGAGUUUUUACAUAUUUUGGUGGCGAAGUUGUAAACCUCAGAGUGUACAGUAUAAAAAAUAGUUUAUGCUAGUGAAGGUUAUUGGUAUAUUUUUAAAUCGGCAUUAAAGCAUUCGUUAGUAAUCGGAAAUAAAUUUCAUUGCAUGAAUGUUGAUACAUUGCGCUUAAUAUAAAAACAGUAAACACUUUAAAAGUGUUUUCUACACGAAAGAAAGUGCGCAAUUUAUUAAUCGGGUUAUUUAACUUACAUAAAUGUAAGUUAAGAGUAAAUUUUCUUGUCAAUAGGAUAUAGUAUUUUAAAAAGAUUCAUAGCUAUUAGUUGAAUUAGGACACAUAAACCGGGUAAACAAUUCCACGUGAUCGAAGCAUGGUAUUAACCGAAAGAGGGGUCUUGUCAAAUUGUGGUUUAUAGUAUAUUCGCCUUUAUUUCGACGAAGUACAAGAAUGAAGAUUUGCAUUGGUUACGAGGAAUUUGUCACGUAGUAGUUGUUAUCCUACAUUUUGAGAAAUCUGAACCACAACCCCGUGCAUUGAAUACAAUUUAUUCGUGUGAAAUUUUUGUAUCGUGAUCUAAUUAAUUUGUAAACCUUUAAGGAAUGUGUGGUGUUUACCUGCUACUGUGAGAAAAUGAACCCUAAUGUUUAUGUUCCAAAAUUAUUGUGAUUUUGUGAAAUGACUCAAAUUCAGAGAGAUACUGUUAUCCAUUUAGUCGCAGGAGGGAUUGCUGGGACCACUGGUGCCAUUGUAACUUGUCCGUUGGAGGUAGUGAAGACCCGUCAACAAUCUUCAAAAAACGGUUUCAUUGUUGUCCGUGACCUUCCCAAUGUACCCGGUGAAACGAAUCAACCGAAAACUACUUGUAGAACUGUUCCCGAUCAGAGGCGUAGGUUAUGGACAACAUGUCAAUACAGCCGGCCUCAAGUUGUAGCUCUUUCAGGUUAUUCCUUUACGCCGGCGCAGUCGCUCAGCAUAGUCCAAUGUCUCAAACAUAUUGUGCAACAUGAAGGGCCCAUGGCUUUGUUUAAAGGUCUUGGGCCUAACCUAAUUGGUGUUGCUCCAUCCAGAGCUGUCUAUUUUUGUACAUAUUCACAAGCCAAAGGUUUCUGGAAUGGAAUAUUACCUCCGGAUUCGCCUAUCGUUCAUGUAUGUUCGGCUUCGUGUGCUGGAUUCAUGGCAAGUUCUCUUACCAAUCCCAUUUGGUUUGUAAAGACUCGUCUCCAGUUAGAUUUUAAUAGGAAUAGUAAUGUGACUGCUAUGCAAGUCGUAAGAAGGAUAUAUGCUACUUCGGGAAUAUUAGGUUUUUAUAAGGGUAUAACGGCAUCCUACAUGGGCAUAUCCGAGACUAUUGUCCAUUUUGUGAUAUACGAAGCUAUUAAAGCAGAAUUAAUGGCGCACAGGUCGCACACCUCUGACGAAAAGAGUUCAAAAGAUUUUUUGGAAUUCAUGUUGGCAGGUGCUAUAUCGAAAACUGUCGCUUCUUGUAUUGCGUAUCCACAUGAAGUAGCCAGAACUAGGUUGAGAGAAGAAGGGAAUAAAUAUACAGCUUUUUGGCAAACACUCGGCUUAGUGUACAAAGAAGAAGGCCUACGAGGGAUAUAUAGAGGACUGACUACACAAUUAGUGAGACAAAUACCGAAUACAGCAAUCAUGAUGGCCACGUACGAAGCAGUGGUAUAUAUUUUAACCGCAAAAUUCAAUACACAAUUUUAUGCAAAAGAAAGUGAAUGAAAUAUUUAUUUCGUAGUAAAUGAGGGUACUUUAGGUUUUUGUAAAAUAUUUGUCCAUAAAUAGUAGGUAAUUAUUUUUUAAGGAAGUUUUUUUGUUUUAUUGUAUAUAUAUGUAUUUGUUAAUAUUUUGAAUUUUUUUUGUCUUCACAUAAUGGCAAAAAAUUGUUUGUAAAAACCAAAAUUAGUCACAAAGUGGUUAUAUUUUAAGCCAUUAAAAGUUUUUACUUGAAUAA
Molecule: messenger RNA, 2258 nt
Organism: Diorhabda carinulata
Lineage: Eukaryota; Metazoa; Arthropoda; Insecta; Coleoptera; Chrysomelidae
Gene: Rim2
Product: mitochondrial carrier protein Rim2
Exons: 5
Coding region: 971-2026 (351 amino acids)
Biological process (GO): mitochondrial transport; pyrimidine nucleotide import into mitochondrion
Cellular component (GO): mitochondrion; mitochondrial membrane
Molecular function (GO): pyrimidine nucleotide transmembrane transporter activity
Source: RefSeq, a predicted model, not a curated record